Messenger RNA from Filobasidium floriforme, 1140 nucleotides. RefSeq lists its product as uncharacterized. Bases 1 to 1140 code for a protein of 379 amino acids. Lineage: Eukaryota; Fungi; Basidiomycota; Tremellomycetes; Filobasidiales; Filobasidiaceae. The transcript is spliced from 6 exons. The record is from RefSeq and is a predicted model, not a curated record.
AUGGACCACACAAACGACAAUGAGGACUUCCCGCUCGAUCUCGCUCAAGAUUUAUUGGAAGAAGAUGCAAUCCCGGACUUGGGUGAACGUCUCGACCUCCGUACAGCCCGCCCACAAUUCAUGUCGAGAUUGAAUUUCAGUCUUGCCGUUCAGGAUAUACUGUCGUCGUUGCGCAAUCAAUGUGCCGAACAUGCUACGAGGCUCAAUGUAAAGCCUCAAACGCUUUUCCAUUCUGUCCUAAACAUAACUGAGAAGGAAAAAAAGAAUCGGAAGUUAACUGCUUGGCAAGCAAUGGUACACGUUACUCGGGAAGACCUUAAACGUUCAGCUACGUCGACUGCUUCUUCACUGGCGGGACAUGACUUGGAUACAAAUAUUCCCACUCCACCACGGGAGUCUUUCGUCAAUGCCAUUCUAGAGGCCAAAAAAAGGAAACAGCAGGGUUACUGGACAGAGGAUUACAUCGAAAAAGUCCGACAAGAUCUGGAAUCGCGACGGGCAGGACGCAAGACGACCUCGACCACAGCCCCCCCUUGUACCACUGAUGCCAGACGCUGUCUGUUGCUUAUGCCGGUCGAUGCCGAUCACCCAUUUGUGCCGCAAUACAUCGUCCAAAGUCCAUAUCUAGGAGCGGUGCUAUGGAAACGAUGGGGACUGGGCGGAGGAGACAUGGCGGGAACCUAUGGCGUUCUCAGCGGAAUCCAAGCUGCCAUCCAGGAAGCCCGUGCGCGACGAAGAUCCAAGUUGACAGUCAAGGAGCAGCUUAACGCCAUGCUACCUCCCAGUGCCAAGGUGACGCAGGUGCCAUGGGCCAACAUGCCUUUAGUCUGCCUCCGACAUUCCCUUUGGUGGGAAGGCAUUGACGCCAACUUCCGGUGGGAAGGCGUACGAUUGACAUCGAAACAAGAGAUCGAGACGCUGGGCGCAGCGUAUGUCAAGGGUAAACUUCGUUUGCGCCGACUAGAAAACUAUUCUGAACAGCAACAAACAAAUAUGAGGGCCCUUUUGACGCAAUUAGUGUUACAAGGGUGUUCGGAAAAAGCCAAGAAGCGGGAAUGGGGCGAUAGUCCACCCAACUUCUCACAAACAGAAUUAAAUAGGUUGAUUAUUCUUGUGCCCGGGGCAGCCGAGCUGCAGUGA